GAGCAGACAAGGCUGUGCUCUCCUCGUCUGGAUUUCAAGCUGAUGUGAAAGCACUUCAGAAAGUUCUCAAGUCAAGGCACUUGGUUUAUCAGCAUCAGCAUAAUAAGCAGAUGAGUUGUCCUGCAAUGGCUCAGCUUCUCUCCAACACGCUUUACUUCAAGCGGUUUUUUCCUUACUAUGCCUUUAACGUUCUCGGUGGGCUUGAUGAGGAAGGAAAAGGCUGUGUCUUUACCUAUGACGCAGUGGGAUCAUAUGAGAAGGUUGGAUACAGUGCUCAAGGUUCUGGUUCUACCCUCAUUAUGCCCUUCCUUGACAAUCAGCUCAAGAGUCCCAGCCCGCUCUUGCUUCCUGCCCAGGAUGCUAUCACACCCCUUUCUGAACCUGAAGCAGUUGACUUGGUUAAGACUGUUUUUGCGUCCGCCACUGAGAGGGAUAUCUACACUGGAGACAAGCUUGAGAUCAUGAUUCUCAAGGCGGAUGGCAUCAGGACCGAAGUCAUGGAAUUGAGGAAAGAUUAAGCGAGUGUUGGCAACACACCUUUCUAUUGUUCUUAUUCGCAUCUCAACACUAGGCUCCCUCUGUUACCUUGAACUGUGUUUGAAGUUUUCUUGUGUUGUUAACAGAUUCUCCUUCUCUUAUUUAUGACAAAACGUUCUUUUGGAAGA
Brassica oleracea var. oleracea is the source of this 665-nucleotide messenger RNA. RefSeq names its product proteasome subunit beta type-1-like. The coding region runs from base 111 to 518 and encodes 135 amino acids. The record is from RefSeq and is a predicted model, not a curated record. Gene Ontology annotation, cellular component: proteasome core complex. The transcript is spliced from 5 exons. NCBI's taxonomy places the organism in Eukaryota, Viridiplantae, Streptophyta, Magnoliopsida, Brassicales, Brassicaceae.